Messenger RNA from Photinus pyralis (common eastern firefly), 836 nucleotides. It is a transcript of the gene mRpL16, whose product is annotated as 39S ribosomal protein L16, mitochondrial. Gene Ontology annotation, biological process: mitochondrial translation. The transcript has 5 exons. The coding region runs from base 1 to 795 and encodes 264 amino acids. Gene Ontology annotation, molecular function: rRNA binding; structural constituent of ribosome. Lineage: Eukaryota; Metazoa; Arthropoda; Insecta; Coleoptera; Lampyridae. Gene Ontology annotation, cellular component: ribosome; mitochondrial large ribosomal subunit. The record is from RefSeq and is a predicted model, not a curated record.
AUGCCGGAUGGUUUCUUGAAGAUAUGUCACAACACUGGUUUUAGCGAUUUUAUUGAGCUUUUAAGGUGGGUAAUAUAUUAUGGGAAACCCUGUAUAAUUACGAUUUUAGUACUAAACACACCUCAAUGGACCAGCGUCUGUGGAUUCAAGCACUUUCCGGCCCCUCCAAACUUUGAUCAUGUGACCAUUCCUGAAAGAACAAAGUUAACCGUGAUGGAAAGAGUACCACAGUUUCCGCCCGGUUUGAAACCACCAAAGAUGCAAAAACGUCUACGCUACAUGCGAGGCAAAGAAAUGGUUCAUAACUUUUUAUUACAUCAACAGUAUGGGAUUAUGGCAUUGGGCGGUGGACGGUUAAAAUAUCAGCACUUUGAGGUAAUGAGGUUGGGUAUCGGACGCAAAAUGGACACACAACGUAUGUUUGCAAUAUGGCGAGUCGACGCGCCGUGGCAACCGGUCACGAAACGUGGACAAGGACAGCGCUUGGGUGGUGGCAAGGGUGCAAUCGACCAUUACGUCACACCAAUCAAAGCAGGGCGAAUCAUUGUAGAACUGGGGGGGAAAUGUGAGUUCGACGAGGUGAAGGAUUUUUUGCAGAAAAUCGCAGAGAAAUUGCCAUUCAAGGCGAUGGCGGUGUCUCAUGAGCUGUUGCAGGAAAUGAGGCGAAAGGAAAUAGAGGAUGAGAAAAAUAAUUUAAAUUUUUAUACAAUGAAAUAUGUAAUUCAGAAUAAUAUGGGCGGGUGCCAAAAUUGGCUGUCCCCAUUUGAUUUUAAAUGGUUUUGUAAGCAUGUUUGAAAACUAGCGUUGAUAAUAAAUUAAUAGUUUUUUUAAUAGUG